Messenger RNA from Phragmites australis (common reed), 1638 nucleotides. RefSeq lists its product as uncharacterized. NCBI's taxonomy places the organism in Eukaryota, Viridiplantae, Streptophyta, Magnoliopsida, Poales, Poaceae. The transcript has 2 exons. The record is from RefSeq and is a predicted model, not a curated record. Bases 222 to 1343 code for a protein of 373 amino acids.
CCCGCGGAGGCUGCGAAGAAAUCUCACACCGCACCCCAAGCACACCCCACGCGAAACGCCAAAAAACCAAAAGAAAAUGCAAGGCGCAGAGCCCACCCCAUCUCUACCUCUCGCUCUCACUCUCAUUCCUCCUGCUGCUAUCUACCUCGCCUCCACCGAAAUCCCAAACCCUAGCGCCCCCAGGCCGCCAGAUCCCUCCCCGUCGCGGAGCCCUCGCCGCCAUGCGGAUCCGCAGGAGCGCUUCCCGCCUGCUCGGCUCCGCCUACUCCGCCCCCGCCCCUGCCCCCGCGGCCCCGGCCCCCGACGCGGUGCCCCCAUUCGAGCUCCCGCCGCCACGCCUGGAGCCGUGCUCUGCGCCCGAAUAUUGCUGCGGGGGCGGCCUCGCAAGCCCCGCGACUGCCUCCGGGGAGCGCUGUGAGCUCAGCCGCUCGCCGUGGGACCUCAUCGCCGAGCUCUCCCUCUCCGAUCCCCAGGUGGAGGAUGACCUCGUGGACAAGUACUUCGUCCAUGUCGCCUGCCGGGCUAGCUGGCUCUUCACGCCCAGCAUGCCGGCCGCCUCGGUUAAGAAGGAGAAGCCGGCUGUUGCCGCAGCCGGCGAGGACGGCGCCCAGCCUCGGCGUGAGGUUGCGAAGAAGAAAGCGGCAGUGAACAAGGAGGAGAAGAAGGAGACCGAGGCCAAGAAGAAGGCAAUGGAGAAGAAAGAGGAGGGCGAGGACGGGGGAGCUCAAGUCUGGAAGUGCAAGAAGAACGACGGCAAGAGGUGGCACUGCAACCGGACAGUGAGCCGCCCCAACUCUCUUUGCGAUUACCACUUCGUGCAGAAGCGCUCAUACUUAAACCCCGAGUUCGAGUUCGCUUCAGCAGUGGCGUCGGAGGCGGCGAUGCCGGCGUCCACAGCAGCCUCCAAGCCUUCCCCCAGCUCCAAGCCACGGAAGAAGAAGUCCGGUGGCGACUUUGAGGCAACCGAGGGCUUCUACUACUACACCGGGUUCGGCCCGUUCCGCACCAAGAGGCACUGCAGAAGCAGCGGCAUGAACGAGUCUGUACCCGCAAAGCAAGAAGAGGAACAGACUGAAGAUGCCUCUCGUACGAAUCAAGCUCAAGCUGCUGAAGACACCAAUCGGGCUGCAGCUCAUGAUGAUGAUGUGUCUAGCUGCGAUGACAUCGCUGGGAUCGCAGGCGGCGACGAGGAGAGCAGCGAUGACGAAGGAAUUGGUACCUCUGGCCGCAGCAUCAAUGGAAAUGGUGAGCCCCGAGCUAGCAAUGGUGACAGCAAGAGGAAGACCCCGUGGAAGCGGUGGAGGAAGCCCGUGAAGGCGCGGUCGCUCAAGUCUUUGAUGUAAGCACGCACCGACGUGCUCACUUCCGUGGUGUAGAAGAGAAGAUAGCUUAAUUAGCUAGGCAGGUUGGCUUAGCUUAGUUUGUUUCGGUUUAGUUGUUGAAUUGACUGGCUUAGCUUAAUUAUUGUACUCUGAAUUUUGCUUUGCUGUUCCAUGGUGUUUUGCUAUUUUUAGCUAUUUAGGCUAGUUUAAUUUUACUGUUUUUACAAGCCUAUCAGAGUACCAGCAGUUUGCCGUGUUGAGUUUAUGAAAGAUCAAUGUUUUCUUCUUGCGUUUGAAUCCAAAUGUAUUUGGUGUA